AUGCACGCAGCAGCCGUACAUCCGUUAAUCCCAAGCGACGUUCCACCACCGCAGGUCGGUGGCCCACGUCGUGCGAGUGCACCUAAUAAUACACGACGUUCAUCCCAAGUAUCGCCUGCCACCAUUUUAUCUCGUAACAAAUCCACCAAAUCGCUUCGUGAUCGUCGUCGUAGUUCUGGAGCCCUUUCAACACACACAGCUAUGCAAAAGUCCCGCAAAUGCAUUGGGGAAUACUAUGUUGGAAAAACUCUCGGCAAAGGUGCUUCCGGUCGUGUCAAAUUGGGUAUCCAUAGGCAUACUGGAGAGCAAGUUGCUAUCAAGAUCAUAAGCAAAUCUCACCUUGCUGCCAAUCCUGCCAUUGAAAAGGCUGUGCGACGAGAGAUAGCUCUCAUGAAACUAAUAACGCAUCCUAAUGUCAUGGGUCUGAUUGAUGUUAUUGACGAUGAAAACUCUCCCGAUUUGCACUUGGUUCUCGAGUAUGUCGAAGGUGGCGAGCUUUUCGAAUACCUGGUGAGCAAGGGUCGUCUUAGUGAAAAUGAAGCCCGCCGUCAUUUCCAGCACAUCAUUAUGGGCCUUGACUAUUGCCAUCAUCACCUCAUUUGCCAUCGUGAUUUGAAGCCCGAAAACCUGCUUCUUGAUCGUAGCAAUAACAUCAAGAUUGCCGAUUUCGGCAUGGCAUCAUUGCAACCUGCAGGAUCCAUGUUGGAAACCAGCUGCGGGUCGCCUCAUUAUGCAAGCCCUGAGAUUGUUGCUGGCAUGCCCUAUAACGGUGCUGCAUCUGACAUUUGGUCAUGCGGUGUGAUUUUGUAUGCACUGCUCACAGGGCAUCUUCCAUUUGAUGAUGACAAUAUCCGCCAAUUGCUGAAAAAGGUCAAAGCAGGCAAGUAUGUUAUGCCCGACAACAUUUCACGUAACGCCCAAGACCUUAUUCGCCGCAUUUUGGUGGUCGACCCCAACAAGCGCUUGAGUAUGAAGCAAAUCAUGGCACAUCCUUGGUUCCGUGAGACGCCUAUCAACAUGGCACGAUUCCCUAUCCCACCUUCACCUGCUGAAAUUGGGCAACCCAUCAGCGACCCAUCCGAAAUUGAUGAUCGUAUUGUUGAAACCAUCAAGUUCUUGUGGGGUGAAUCAAGUGCAGAUCCUAUCAUUUCGGCGUUGGUUAGCAACGAACCCAAUAUGCAAAAGGUGGUUUAUGUCUUAUUGCAACAACAUGCAGAGAAAUACUGGCAAAUGGAGCAUGACGACGACGACGAUGUUAUGGCUGAUGGCGAAAUGCGAUACCGUGAUGUGCGUCUCAAUUCUACGGGUGGUAAUACUACAGCCAAUCGUCGUCAUCGCAGCGUAGCACAUCGUUCUGAACGUGAUCGUCGAUGUAUGUCAAUGACAGACCAAACGAGAAGAAGCUCCCAUCAUCGACCUACAGUCCCAUGGAUGCCUGAACAACCAUCUCCUCGUCGUUAUUCAGCUGUAAGCAUGCGUGUUAAAAACACCGACUAUCUCAUGCAACAGGAGCAACAGCAACAUAUGGUUCCACCAGUGCCUGUAAGCCCCGCUGUGCCAGUGCAUAAUGAAAACGAGCGCAUGAAAAAGAGCCAAACCUUCUAUGAUCGAUUUGUGCGUGGUGUGCUUCUACCAGGCUCUCGACGAUCAAGCAAAGACAGGGGUCAACCAACAUCACCUCCUCCACCACCCCCUCCUCAUGCAUCUGAGCUUAAUGCACCAUCAUCAACUUUGACUGGUACACUACGACGCAAGAAUCCAUUUGCUAGGUCAUCGGAACAACGUGCAUCCAAGACUCCUUCAAUACCACCAAAGUCCACUUUACGUGGUGGUCUUUUGCAACGUAACAAGAUCGAUCCUAGCCCUGCUACCAACGCCCAUGAUAACAAGCCAUCUACAACAACAACGAAUAACAACACCAAGCGCCUUUCUAUUCGUAUUCCUAAUAACAAUGAUACCAAGAAAUUUGGUGGCGUGUUUACAUUGACCAGCAACAGCCGUCGUCAACGCAAGCAGCUGGAUAUGAGUGCGUUUGAGCAACAACAACAACAACAACAACAACAACAGCUACCUAUUAUUGCACCCACAGUGCCACCUGGUCUCUCUGAUGGAAGCACUCUUAGCAGCAGCAGUAGCAGUAGCAGCAGUGACGAAAGCACAAACAAGCAUCACGCUGUUAAAACAUCACUCAACUCUCCCAAUCCACUGCUUACGCCACCACCUUCAGCCAAAGUGGAUGAAUUGCGUCGAGGAAGCCAAGCAUCUUUCCAAUCUUAUGAUCGUCGUGGUAGUGAUCAGCGUCCUCUCACUCCAAGCUUGCUUUCGAACAGCUCCACAAUCACUACUUCACCUAGUGGUACAUGUACUCCUUCUUCACCUGCUGUUGUUACCAUUGCAUCCAAUAACAAGGCUUCUUGGAUCACCCACUUGUUCCAUUUCAAGCAACCCAAGGUGUGCUCAAUCACUCUUUGUGAGACUCGGAUGUCCGACCUUUUGCGCAAAUUACAUUCAACAUUGAACAAGGUGGCCGAAGCACGAUUAUAUGAGAAGACCGAUAAAUAUGGUGCACGCUACAAAGUAGAGAUCAAGCAAAAAACAGGUGGCAAGGUACGCCAAGUCAAAUGCCGCAUGGAUUUCAUCCCUUCAUCUGUACAAGAGACUCGUGUGCAAUUUACCCAACAACAAGGUGAUGCCCUCUUCCUCGCUUCCAUCUUGCGACAAGUACAGGAAUGUCUUGAAAAUGAUACAUCAUCAUCAUCACCAGCAGCAGCAGAAGUACACAAUGACUCCAAUGCAGCUCAAGUUGUGAGCUUUUGA
Molecule: messenger RNA, 2817 nt
Organism: Lichtheimia ornata
Lineage: Eukaryota; Fungi; Mucoromycota; Mucoromycetes; Mucorales; Lichtheimiaceae
Exons: 13
Coding region: 1-2817 (938 amino acids)
Biological process (GO): microtubule cytoskeleton organization; intracellular signal transduction; protein phosphorylation
Cellular component (GO): cytoplasm
Molecular function (GO): tau-protein kinase activity; ATP binding; protein serine/threonine kinase activity
Source: RefSeq, a predicted model, not a curated record